Molecule: messenger RNA, 1289 nt
Organism: Styela clava
Lineage: Eukaryota; Metazoa; Chordata; Ascidiacea; Stolidobranchia; Styelidae
Product: EKC/KEOPS complex subunit TPRKB-like
Biological process (GO): tRNA threonylcarbamoyladenosine modification
Cellular component (GO): cytosol; EKC/KEOPS complex; nucleus
Source: RefSeq, a predicted model, not a curated record
UCUGUGUGUCUAGUAGCACAUAAAAAUUGCUAACACCUUAGGUACCGGAAGGACUGGAGGAGGCAUUUUAUCCUUUGUGAAAUUUUCUUACAGUAAAUAUAUAGAUUUCAAGAUUUUAGUGUUUUGACUAUCUGACCAUAUUCAGAUAUAACAUUUCAGUUUUUUGAAUAUUUGAUUGUUAACUUGUAAUUUCCGAAUCACAGUGAAAUGCAGACUUUUAAUCUUAAGCCAUUAUUUCCUGACCAAAGUGUUCAAAUUUCACUGUUUCGAAAUGUCACAAACGCAAAGGAACUAAAAGAAUUAACAACUGAAGGAAUUUUACAAGGAUGUUUAAUUGAUGGUUCUUUGAUAUUAGAUUCAUUUCAUAUAUUGACAGCAGUCAAUAAAGCGUUGUAUUAUCAGAAAUUAGGACGUAUGAAAACAAAGUCUCUAUAUUCGGAAAUAUUGUUUAAUUUAUCACCCACAAAUAAAAUUAAUGAAAGUUUGAAGACAUUUGGUAUCAAUGAAAUGACAAAGAAGAUAAUUGCAGUAGUUUUGAAGGAUGACUUGAAUUCCAAAGUAAUCACAGAAUCUGUAAAUGGUGAAAUUGUUGGUUUGGAAAACUUGGAAAAAAUUAUUGAUGUAGAGAGAAUAAAGAAAAUUUAUCGUCUCGAACAAAAUGAAGAAGUAACUGUUGAAGCUGUUGUUACUAGAAUGGCUACUAAAGAUGUGAAAUGAUUGAUGUUGUUUACCCACAGAUUCCAGGAUUCAGUCGGUCAAUACUUGGUACCAUACCAAAAUGUAAUACUCUGUGGAAAUAGCAUUCUUUGUGCUGCUUCUCAUUGAAGAAUGGUAUCAAUAGAAAUAUUGGUCAACGAAUCUAAUGACCAUGCUGAGUUUAGAUCAAUUUCACAAUUAUUUUGUCUCCGCAAGAUUUUUCGUGAUAAUUUGUUACUAGUACUUGAAAUACAUGUUGGCAGAACGCUCUACUCUGGAUCAGAUUCCUCAGCAAUUCUUUCAGUUUUCUUUUCUAUUUAAGAUACUGUCGUUGCUAGUGUUAAUUCCAUAUGGCGAACAAUUAGUUUUCUAGUGCAUGCAUAUAAAUAGUCGAAAUUUGUUGUAGUUGAUUUCACAAUAUUUUAUCGUUAUUAAACAUUGACAACAACAUCUGCUUAAUCCUUAUUUAAUUCAACAUCAUGUGCGUUAGAAUUUAAAGACCUAAUUGAUUGCUUAAGGGAUUGCAUAAUGUAAUCUUCUCAAAAUAUCUUUGGUAACAAAAUUUUCACAACUUUUUUAUUUUAUCCUGCCAG